Messenger RNA from Amphimedon queenslandica, 2576 nucleotides. Its product is annotated as disks large-associated protein 4-like. The coding region runs from base 65 to 2476 and encodes 803 amino acids. The record is from RefSeq and is a predicted model, not a curated record. Gene Ontology annotation, biological process: signaling. The transcript has 7 exons. NCBI's taxonomy places the organism in Eukaryota, Metazoa, Porifera, Demospongiae, Haplosclerida, Niphatidae.
AUUAAAUUUAAUUUCUCUCUCUCUUCCUCGUGUUUGCCAUAGCUCCCCCCUUUAUAAGUGGAUCAUGUCACAGGCCCGAGAGACGCAGUAUAAGUACAAGGGUCGCUCCAAAGGCGUUGAAUCCCGACUGAAGGGGAAGGCUCUUGAUUCUAAAAGACAGAGAGAAGAGUUGCUCUCAGGGAGGAGGAGAGCUGCACUCCUUGAAAUUAAUGAAGAAAUAAUGGCGGAGGAAGAGAUUCAAGAAAAGGGGACUGGUGCUACUGGUAAAAAGAAGACGAGUGACGAUAGAAAAGAAGAACUACUGAAAUGGAAAAAGGAGAGGGACAGGAAAAAGCAAAAGGAACAAAAAAAGGCUAAUGCCAAACCUGCUUUCGUCGUUGGAAAAGCAAAUAUCUCAUCAAAUCGAAAGGUUCCCCUUCCUGUUGAGCCGAGUAGUACAGCAACAGUUAAAGAAGGUCCUUCUAAAAAAGGAGGGAAAAGAGUAACAGAACCGCCUGGCAAUGCCAAGAGAGAGGAGUUGGGAAGAAAGAGAGUUACUGGUUCAAGGCAACCGGAUAAAGUUCAAAAGCCGGCCACACGAUCUUCGGUUCGUUUACAAACCGCAAAAUCAAAGGAAACUAAAGCCGUGAAGCAAUCCACCAAAAAACAAUUGACUGCUGAAUCAUCAAAAUCCACCAAUUCUAAACGAGAAAUCACAAAAGAGCUCUCUCCUCACCCUCCUCCUUGUAUUGAUAAAUCUGAUUUGCAACGUGACUCCGUAUUGUCGUCGGCAUGGAUACCUGGAGCUCCGCCCACACCUCAGUGUGCUAGUCAGAAUGCUCGUCCUAAUUUUGAGCAGUUCUUUUCCAAGCAAGUCUUUAGCCCAUUUCAAUUUAAAGGGCAGACUGGAGGCGAGACUAAUACAGGCAAAGCUCAAAGUAUUUUUACAUUUCGUAAAGAAUUCAGAGAAGAAGACAUUAUUAAACGUAUCGAAGAUGAUUCCAUUAGCAAUAUAGAGGAAGAGAAGAGGGAAGAAAAGGAAGCGGCUGUGCCGGCCACAGAUGACACAGGUAGAGGAAAGUCAGCUAAAAAAGAAGUGAAAGGAGGUGGUAGAAAGAGGAAUUUAAAGAAGCGACAGAAUGAAAGGACAGAGAAGGAAAGUGAUGACGAAGAAGACCUAGAAACCAUAGACACAGGUACAAAGAUAGGAAGAGAAGAAGAGCCGGUAGAUGAACUACCUACUAAUGUCAGGAUGUCUGACACGUCCAUUGAAGCUAUUAACGUAUCCGUAGCACACAACAACAAUUAUACCAAUCAGCAAUUAGAAGAAGAGAGACAGAGUUCUACCGAUCCACCAGCUAGCGCACACACUCAAGAUUUGUCUCCGCCCGUCACUAACUUUGCCCCGCCCACAACUGACGUGACUCCGCCCUCUGAAGGUUUGGCGACUGAUGCUACAGGUAAUGACAGUGGGUUUGAUCUGGUACCAUUUUAUAAGCGUCAUACCGACGUCACUCAACGAUUUAAUGCACUCUGUGCUGAGUGGGAUGAUAAACUCUCGCAGUUAGAGGACGACGGAGAGAAGGAAGAAGACGCUGGUCGUCCAAGUGAUGAAGUGAUAGGUGAUAUUAGGACAACGGUGUGUCAGGCUAAGCUACUCAUGAGACAAAAAUUGAAACAGUAUCUCGAAUUGGUCCAACAAGCUGAGGACCCUGCGGCUGAGCAUAAAACAAUGGCUGAAGAUCUCCAAGGGUUCUGGGACAUGGUGUACUUCCAAGUUGAGAGUAUUUAUAAGAAAUUCUCUUCAUUUUCCGAAAUGGAAUCCAAUUCGUGGAAGACAGUCGUGACACCAGCUGAAGAUGGAGACUCAACUACAUGUAAACCUCGUCGUAGCAAAAGGGGAGCCUCCAAGGCCAAACGUGGCGGCAGUAAGACUGGAGCUUCAUCCGCCAUUUCUGAGCGACUCAAGGCAGCGAGAGCGAAACGAGAGGCUGAGCGUCUGAAAAUAAGAGAAAUGAGACAAGCCUUUGCGGCUGCUUCCAAGACAAAAGAAGAAGAGGAAGUACCACCAGCCCCUGUUACACCUGAAAAGAAAGAUAAUAUCGCCGAGAGCCCUUUCCCAGAUCUCAUAUCGUUUUCUCCAGCUCCGUCUUCCCUCCGACCUCCCACCACUCCUAAGUCUUUACUAAAAACACCACAGUCAGCUAGCAAGUCAAAGAGCAGCUUGAAAAAGCGCCUGUCCUCUAUACCAGAUCCAGUUUUCGAGGUUGAUAAAAGUCACGAAACUGAGGGGGCAUUUAUGACUAAACUAGUACAAAUUAACGCAUCAAAGAAAAUGAUUAAAGAUUUUGAUACCAAUCUGAUCAUGUCACCUGCUCGUCGCUCGAAGCGUUUGUCGACAAGAAGAAGAUCUGAGCUCAUUGUUAGUUCAAUUUCCGAGAUACCCAACGACCGCAAUAAUGUUGCUUACCUUCCCAAUGAGGCUUUAAUUGAUUGAAAGAAAGAACUCAAUGUUGUUUUAUUACUGUAUACUCAGUGUCAUUAACUGUAUCAAUUUAGAAUAUAAUUAUUGAUCACGCUGCAAAGUGAUUCAUGUA